Molecule: messenger RNA, 807 nt
Organism: Helianthus annuus (common sunflower)
Lineage: Eukaryota; Viridiplantae; Streptophyta; Magnoliopsida; Asterales; Asteraceae
Exons: 2
Coding region: 1-807 (268 amino acids)
Source: RefSeq, a predicted model, not a curated record
AUGAGUGGACGUGGUGGACGUAAUAGUGGACGUGGUGGUGGCCGCGGCGGUGGACGUGGCAACAUUGCUAUGAAUCAGGCCGAAUUAACAGACCUAAUCGACACUCGUGUGGUUGAAGCCCUAGCGGCUUAUCAGGCUGGUCAACAAGUGAAUCAGAAUCAAAACAAUCUGCCUAUUUGCACGUUUAAGACGUUCAUGGAUUGUAAGCCACAGACAUUCAGUGGGACUGAAGGAGCUGCGGGGCAACUUCGUUGGUUUGAGAAAGUUGAGUCAGUCUUUGCUAUGUGUAACUGUCCCGUGGGGGACCGAGUGAAGUAUACUACAGGAACAUUGGGGGAUGGUGCCUUAACUUGGUGGAAUGCCCAAGUGCAGAUGUUGGGCAUCGAAAUGGCCGAUGCCACUACUUGGGAUGAUUUCAAGGAGUUGAUGCGGGAAGAGUACUGUCAUCGUGAUGAGAGUCAGAAACUCGAGAAUGAAUACUACAAUCUGAAGAUUGAGGGGUCUGAGAUCGAGGCUUACACGAAACGAUCUCAUGAGCUAGCAAACAUGUGCCCUAGCUUAUCUCGACCCCCACCUCGAAGAAUUGAAUUGUACAUCAAGGGCUUAGCACCGCAAGUUAAGAGUUUGGUCACUGCUGCAAAUCUUAACAACGUGCCACAGAUCAUUCGUUUAGCACACAAGAUUACCGACCAAGAGGUCGAGCAUGGUUCGCUACCGCCUCGUGUUUCUGCUACUCCUACAGCUACUACUACCCCUGCUAGUGAUAACAAGCGCAAGUGGAAUGAUGCGGACAAGGUGUCCAACUAG